Messenger RNA from Python bivittatus (Burmese python), 2839 nucleotides. Lineage: Eukaryota; Metazoa; Chordata; Lepidosauria; Squamata; Pythonidae. The record is from RefSeq and is a predicted model, not a curated record.
GUUGCCAUGGCUACUGCAGCGCGCUUGGAGCUGGGGCGCUUGGCGCAGGAGGCCGCGGCCCUUGCGGGGGUCGUCCGCGGCCCUCCCUGCCCCCACGGAGGACACGGACAGGUCCUGCUCACCCGCCCCACGGGAGAGGUCCUCCUUUCCCGAGACGGGCGGCGUGUGCUGGAGGCCCUGAAUGUGGACUCGCCGACGGCCAGAAUUAUGAUAGCAUGCAUUUCUACACACUGCAAUUUGUUUGGAGAUGGCGCUAAAACCUUCAUAAUUCUACUAUCUGAUUUACUACAACAAUUUGAAAAACUUAAUAAAAGAGAUCAAGGAAAAUAUUGCAGUUUUAAGCAUAUUUCCCAGUUUCUUGUGAAGAUCCAAACAGAUAUCCUGGACCAUAUAAUGACGUGGGACCUCAAGAAACAUUUUUUGUCAAUCUUUUCUGCUUCUGCCUCAGAUAUGAGAAAGGAUAUGGAGUUAGUGUUAGAACCUUAUUUUUGUGGGAAAGUGGGAAAUAACAGGCAAAAGUUCCUUUCUCAUUUGGCUUGUGAUUUCUACUUCAAAGUUACAGCUGGUAAAAACCAGAAGGAGGCAUUAUACUUAGUGAAUGAAUGUUUUGCAGAGCUGCAUACCACUGUGACAGGCCUUCCUUUUUCAGAUUCAAGGAUCCUAGAUGGCUUUUUACUUCAAAGAGACUUUGCAGUAUACUGCCCUGCCAAUAGUGAUAAAAGAGUUAUAAUUAUAACAGAACCUAUUCACUCUUCCAUAUCUGAGUUGGGCAUAGAAGUUGUCAUAACUGCUGAAAGUCAGUUCAAAGCAUCUGAAACCUGGAUUACAAAAAGAACUGAAACUCUUCUACAACACAUGCAAGACAGUAACAUCAAGGUAAUACUGUCAAGUGUGAAACAGCAUGAUAUUGUUCACUAUUAUGCAAAAAAUAAUGGCAUAUCUAUUGUAGAUUGCUUGUUAGCAGAGGAAAUCGCUCUUAUUUGCAAGGUUACCGGAAUCUCACCUUUCAGACCAUCUUUGGAUAAUAUUAACAGUGAAAUCACUCAAAUAGCUGUAGCAAAAUUUUGCCAACCCUUACACCUUGGAACCAAAAGUUUUGUUCACAUUGGCUUUGCAAAAACCUCUGUCAUCCAGCUUCAUUGUGCAAUUCUCUGUGGACCAGUACAUGGAGUUACUGAGCAACAUGCUUCUGCUUUUCGUGAAGCAUUCAAAGUGCUACAACAAACGUUUACAGCAGUUCAGCUAGCUGAGCACUUUGACUCAAAAUUGGAAAAUCACUGUCUUUUAAAUAGUCUGAAUAAAACUCAGCAGUGUUCAGCUCCUCAUCAGCCUUUAGUUCAGGAGCACAGUGAUUGGAGAAAAGUCCAAACCAACACCAAGCACCUGACACCUGGUGGGCUUAAAAUGGAAAAACUUUCUGCACCUUCUUAUGUAGAAGAUGAAAAGUUAGUCCAUUCAUCCAGUUGUAAUUCCUCAGGCAUAGCCAUGCCUUCUGUUGAUUUGUUGCAUGGUAUUAAGAGUUCAUUAUUACAGAAAAGUGAUGAUGAUUCAGUUGGCUGGCAAAUGGCUUCUCAUAAAUACAAAUUUCAAAAAGAAGAGUUGCAAAUGACUGAGAAUGAACUUCUUGAAGAUAAUCAGCCUGUUUAUAAUACAGAUAACAAAAACAUAGAUUUCAGAAAUGUAAAGCUUCAAGCUAGUACAGACAGUUGUACCAGGUUACUUAAAUAUGAUGAGAAUGAUAAAAAAGGUAAUCAGAGUUACUCUGACUCUUGCAUAAAAGUGGGAUCAGUUUUGCCAGUAGGAGGGCUCUUUGAAAUUCUGUUACAUUACUAUCUAUCUAACUAUGCAAAACAAUGCCAGUCAUCAAAUAUAUCCAUUAUUUGUACUAUACUUGCUGAUGUAUUGCUAAGUAUUCCAAAAACUCUCUGCACGACACAAAAAAGGAAUGCAUUUCCUCAGCUCUGCCUUCAAGUUACCAGUGCCCUCAAAAGCAGUCAGCAGCUUCUGCCAAAUCAAAAGCUUCUAGAAUCAGUUUCUUGUAAGUACCACUUGGUGGCUUCUGUGCUUCAAUGUGCAGCUCGGCUGCUUAGUGUUGACCUAAUCAUUAGCGUUAAAAGGCUACCACAGAAGGCUGAAGAGAGCGACUCAGAAGUUGAUGUGUAAAAGCUAGCUCCUCCUAUAUUGGUGGGAAUCUCAUUCAUCUCUAUCUGAUUACUUUUUUCCUUUUCUCCCCUAAUUCUUAGUGAAAGGACCCAAAAAGAGGAAAGGGAAAUAAUAUAACUAUAUUAUUCUUCCUCCUUCAGCCUUCUACUUCUGAUUACUAGGAAGGACUUCAAAAUGCUCUGUUUUGCAUAUCUCUCACCAGAUGUGUACCCAGGCUUAUUUACAUUUGCCUCAACUACCAAGUAUGUAUGUAACUUUGCUGUUGAAUCAAUACAGCUUUAUUUUCACCCAUUCCCAAGAAUGUGUCAUUAUACUUUCCUCUUGCCUAUCAUACUUGGGUGAAAUGAUGUAUCAGGAUUUUUAACUUCUUUUAAAAACAUUUUUUUUUUAGCUCAAGGACAAAUCUGUGAGCUGAGGAACAUUAGUGCAACCUUUAGUUUUUAGGGGCUGGGAGAAUAGACAUAUUAGUUCUAAAUUUGUUUGGUUUAUUUAUGCAUUAGAUGUGUAUCAUGGCUUUCUCCUAGGUGCCCAAAGUGGUGUCUAAAGCACUCCAAUUUUUCCACACAAGAAAUUCUGUGAGGUAGGUUAGGCUGAGAUAAUGUGACUGGCCCAAGUCACCCAAGGAUUCACCGCAACUAAUACAAUUUUAUUCAAAUAAAAGCUCUUCUAAAUUCUC